Messenger RNA from Xylaria bambusicola, 1297 nucleotides. RefSeq lists its product as uncharacterized. The transcript is spliced from 2 exons. The record is from RefSeq and is a predicted model, not a curated record. NCBI's taxonomy places the organism in Eukaryota, Fungi, Ascomycota, Sordariomycetes, Xylariales, Xylariaceae. Gene Ontology annotation, biological process: fungal-type cell wall organization. Gene Ontology annotation, molecular function: structural constituent of cell wall. The coding region runs from base 93 to 1094 and encodes 333 amino acids. Gene Ontology annotation, cellular component: fungal-type cell wall.
CACUAUAUACUGAGACUGCCGUUCACCACACUGUUUACUGCACGCUCGGUUAAUAAAGCCAACCCCUCGCUUUGACAAUAACAGUAUCGAAGAUGCAGCUCACACUCGCACUCGCCUCGGCGCUCUUGGGCCUUGCCGUGGCCGCACCUCAGGGAGUGACUGAGAAGUUGACACCCACCGGCGCCGCUCCCGCCGGCUGCACAGCAAGCGUCGAUGGCAAAUUCGAAAUUACAGUCGCUAGAGUAACGGAAGAAAAACGAAGCCUUCCUGAGAAAAGGGCAGAAUGCGGCGCCGAGGGCGUCCUUGUUCUCAAACUGAAGGAUGGCUCGACUUAUGAUGCUCAGGGCCGCACUGGAUACAUCGCGUCCAACUACCAGUUCCAGUUUGACGCCCCGGCUCAAGCUGGCGCUCUCUUCACCAGCGGCUUCUCGCUCUGCGACAACAACAUUAUGGCGCUGGGCUCUUCGAAGACUUUCUACCAAUGCCUGUCUGGAGACUUUUACAACCUCUACGAUCGCACAUGGGCCGAGCAAUGCGAGCCCGUCUCCCUCAUCGCUAUCCCUUGUGGUUCUAAAGGUUCUGCCGACCAGUCUCCUGACGGCCAGAUUGUCGGAACAACGGUUGUACAGACAACGAUAAUCACGGCGCUGUCUGAUGGGCAGCCCCAGGUGGUCACGACGUCGGUGCCCGUUCCUGUCUAUAGCACCUACGUGCCUGUGAGCGAGUACACCGACGGUCAGAUCCAAGUGACACCUACUGGUACUGUGAGUGUGCCAGUAUCGACUCCGACACCAACGGAGACGGAAACGGCUCCCCCUCCGCCGCCACCUGAGACGACGCCCAUCGUCACUCCUCCUGAGACCUCGGUUUCUGUUCCUGUGACCAGCGCCGAGUCAUCGUCGAGUGCCGCCAGCUCUUCGGUAGAGACCCCAUCAGUUACCACCCCCGCAGAGACCUCCAGUGCUCCGGCCUCAUCUUCUUCGGCACCCCCUGCCACGACCUCGGCCCCGUCAACUGGUGGCUCGUCGCACGUUGCGGAAGGCUCGAUGGGUGCUCUAGUCUUUGGCGUCGUGGUCGCUUUCCUCUGCUUGUAAGCACAUUUGAAGGUUGGAUGUCAGCAAAACAAUGGGAGACAGAGGGUCCGUCUCCUCUGCAUUGGCUCAGAACGAUACGUAAUGAAAGAAAUAUUUAUGAGAGUUGGCUUCUGAGGCUAAUGGCAAUGCGAGGAAUAACACAUGCAACGGACCGGGAUUUAAUAAGGCAAAAGAAGGAUGUAAUCUCGAAUUCCCGUGGCAAG